Messenger RNA from Tigriopus californicus, 1583 nucleotides. RefSeq lists its product as uncharacterized. NCBI's taxonomy places the organism in Eukaryota, Metazoa, Arthropoda, Copepoda, Harpacticoida, Harpacticidae. The transcript has 6 exons. The record is from RefSeq and is a predicted model, not a curated record. The coding region runs from base 313 to 1443 and encodes 376 amino acids.
UCUCCAUAUUCAAAAGAUGUUGUUACUGUUGUUUAACUUUUGUAUAAUCAUAAAAUCUCCCAUCAAAGUGAAAUGAAAUCCAAUUGCAAAAUGGAAAGCAUUCAUAGAUAAUGAACACCUUAUCACCCUAAAAAGAAGGUAAAUCUCCUCUUCCUUCAAGUCACCACUCAUCAUCAAAAUUGUUGGUGUUCAUGAUCUAAAAGUGAUUAAUUUUAAAACAGAUGUAAAAUUGAAUCGAUUGUAUUUGGUCAAUAGCACAAUAUAUACCUUAAAAAUCCAACCUCUUUUCUAGGGUUUACUAAAUCGUUCAUAAUGGGUCAGUCAAGUGUUCAAGCAUGUCUAUUACUGAUAAUCGAGGUCCUCCUUUUGCGUGCGGGCGAUGUGGAAUCGAACCCGGGUCCUCCAAGACGACAGCCCUCUGCGGGUCCAGCUGCUGCCAACAAAGCCCCUACCAACGAGGAGAAACUUGCACGGAUGGAGGAUAAAGUGAAGGAGUACGAGGAAAAGAUUGAUCAUUUGGAGAAAACGGUCAAGAGUCAUCGCUCAGAAAUUGACAAUUUAAAGAAUCUUGUCAAAAAUUUGGACGGUGUUGAAGAUAAGCUCUUGGGAAUCACGACCAAAAUGGACGCAAUCACUGGUGUUUAUGAUGAUUUACAUGAGAAAAUGCACGAGAUUGACAAAACAAGGAAGAACAAUCUUCUCUUCUAUGGGAUCAAGCCUGAUUUCCUGCCCGAAAUCCAAACCCAAUUGGAAGCCAAGAUCCACGAAAUGAUGAGAGUGAGCCUUCACAUUUCCAGAGAGAUUCCAUGCACCAAAAUAUCUCGAAUGAUAAGCGGACCUGAGGUCCGAGGAUGUCGGCCUGUUUUGGUCAACUUCGUCAAUUGGAAAGACCGUGAGGAGGUCCUUCGAAAGGCUGCUUUCUUGAGAGGAACUCACAUUUACGUGACUGAGGAUCUGUCGCGAAAAGUCCGGGAACAUCGACAUGAAUUGCAAAAAUAUGCCAGACAGAUUAGAAGCAAGUCUCCCAAUAAGAAGUGCAUGAUCCGCCAAGACAAACUGUUCAUUGACAACCACAUGUAUGUCUACGAUGAGGAUAAGCAUGAUGUAGUCCCGUUUACACGUCCAGUGUCGCCCCCUCGCGCUCCGUCUCGGAACUACAUCAAUGUGGAUAAUGUGCUUCGCCGCUCAACCUCGGUUCAUUCCGUAAAUGGUGAGGCUUAUUUGGUCAACGGGGAUGGAGAUAAAUCGCCAAGGAAUGCCCCUGCUUCAGCAUCUGUGGGCGGUAAGUACGCCUCCACGGAGAGUUUGCUCGUUAACCAUCAUCAUGUCGGCGGGUUGGAUCACAACCCUCAGGCGGAUGAAAGCCAUGACCUGAUGAAGGAAUCCAUUCCAGAGUCAAAAGAAGAAGAAGAACCCACACAAGCAUCUCAGGACGAUGCUUGAACACUCCGUGACUCUCUUUGGUGUCUCAAAUCAAUUGCAAAUCUUAGGAGCCAUAAAUUUAAAUUUCGAAGCUUCUUCAAUCUAUCUCGAUGUAUUUCAUGUUUCUUUCAUCACUGGCUAAAUAUAAUUGGACAACUAAG